AGUUUGGAAGGUUAUGGAUUAAAGCUUCGGGGUGUGGCAUCAUAUUGUGUUUUAUAAAAUAAAUAAAAUAUUGUAUACUUUUAUGAUGACGGAUAAAUUUAUUUUUUAAACGUGACGAAUGUGAAGUAUCUGUUUUCAACGUGCUUUAAACAGAAAUUUAUAUUAUUUGAACGGGAAUAUAUAAAUUUAAAAAUGUUUAUAAUAUUUUCCAAUUAAUUUGCAUAUUGAUGUGUAUUUAUAUAUAAUAUUGACACAAGGUAGUUGAUUGUUACUUGGUAGAAUACGGUCCAUGAAAUCACGUGUAUUAAAGUCUACGUGGGAUGUUGGGCGCUAUCACCCCCACGAACCCCCACGAGUAUACCGAAAUGUCUCGGCUAGCCGACUACUUUGUUGUGGUCGGCUACGACCACGAAAAAGAGAGAGGUGGUAUAAGUAAUGGAAUUAUUUUACAAAGAUUUCCAGAAAAAGAUUGGCCAGAUACACCAUUUAUAGAAGGCAUAGAAUGGUUUUGUCAACCACAAGGAUGGGCCUUAUCUACAGAAAGACAAGAACCACGAUUUUUUGUAUCUAUUUUAACUGACAUUGAUGCAAAUCGUCAUUAUUGUGCUUGUAUGUGUUUCAAUGAAACAAUAUCUAUUUUGCCAAGUAAACCUGUAGAUGAAGAAGAAGAUCCUGUAGAUGGUGAUAGUCGUUCUUUGGUUAGAACAAUACCUACAAUUGCACAUCACAGCAUUAUGUAUGCACCUAAAUGUCUGGUGCUGGUUUCCAGACUUGAUUAUAUUGAAACUUUCAGAAAUUGCCUUGGUAUUAUAUACACUGUUUAUGUAGAAAAUCUUGGAAUACCAUUAGAAACUCUAGUAGGAAACAUAUUAGGUUGUAUACAAGUACCACCUGCUGGUGGACCACAAGUAAGAUUUAGUAUUGGUGCAGGUGACCGUCAAGCACUUCAACCUCCAAUUAGUCCUUCUCUUCCAAUAACACACAGUAGCGUUAAUCUUUUAUUUCAACAACUAGGAAUCCGUAAUGUAUUAGUAUUAUUUUGUGCUGUUAUGACAGAACAUAAAAUACUUUUUCAUUCUGCAAGUUAUUCACGAUUGACUGAAGGAUGUCGUGCUCUUACUGCAUUAAUGUAUCCAUUUAGAUACACACAUGUUUACAUUCCUCUUUUACCAGCAGCUUUAGUUGAAGUACUCAGUACACCUACUCCAUUUAUUAUGGGUGUACAUAGUUCACUAAAACAUGAAGUUACAGAACUUAUGGAUGUAAUAGUUGCUGAUUUAGAUGGAGGUUCUAUUAUGGUUCCAGAUGGAGUUUCACUUUCAUUACUUCCAGAACCACUUCUCUCACAAACACAAGAUGCAUUAUCUUUAGUAUUACAACCAGAAUUAAGUUGUGCAGAUUAUGCUUUUCCACCACUUGCAACAAGAGCUCCUCAUUCUCCUAUGUUGGAUAAAGAAUUACGAGCAGUUUUUAUGAGAACAUUCGCACAGUUAUUACAAGGAUAUAGAAGUUGUUUAACAUUAAUAAGAAUUCAUCCAAAGCCAGUCAUAACAUUUCAUAAGGCAGCUUUCUUAGGAGAACGCGGCUUGACCGAUUGUGAUUUUACAACUAGAGUUUUGGAUUGCAUGUUUUUUACUUCCUUUAUUGCAGAAAGGGGACCACCAUGGAGGCCUUGUGAUGUAUGGGAUGAAUUAUAUAAUAAUUUAAGCGAUCAAUUAAAGCAAGAAGCACAAGAUCAUAGGCUUAUUUUAACACAUAUUCAAGAAUUAGCACAACAAUUAUAUACAAAUGAAAAUCCAAAUCCUCAACCAUAUGUACAAAAAAUUUUAAAGCCACCUGAAGGAGCAUUUGCUAGAAUACAUCAGCCGCUUUUACCACGCAUUAAUCCAGAACAAGUUCAAGCAAUUAUAGAUGAAGGUCUUACAAAAAAUAAUCUUAAAGUUAGAUUAUCAUCAUUAAGACCAUCACAACCUCGUAUUGUACCUAUGGGUCCACAUAUUUCAUUUGUUCAUGAUACUAGACAUUUGGUUAGCAAUUCUGCACGUAGAUUGGAAGUUCUGCGUAAUUGUAUAAAUUGUAUAUUUGAGAAUAAAAUAUCUGAUGCUCGUAAGACAUUUCCAGCUGUUUUAAGAGCUUUGAAAAGCAAAGCUGCUCGUUUAGCACUUUGCAUGGAAUUAUCACAGCAUGUUGUGGGAAAUAAAGCCAUGUUAGAACAUCAACAAUUUGAUCUUGUAGUUCGAUUAAUGAAUUGUGCAUUACAAGAUGAUUCAUCUAUGGAUGAGCAUGGAGUUGCUGCUGCACUUCUUCCUCUUGCUACAGCAUUUUGUAGAAAACUUUGCACAGGAGUAAUUCAAUUUGCAUAUACCUGUAUUCAAGAACAUCCUGUAUGGCAAAAUCAACAAUUUUGGGAAGAUGCUUUUUAUUUAGAUGUUCAAAAAGAUAUUAAACGUUUAUAUCUUCCUGGUGAAAAUUCUCCACCACGACUUAUAAACGAUGGUAUCUUAAGUCCUAUUAGUCCACGGGAUGGCAAAGAAUUUCCAUUUCGUGAUCGAUAUUCAAUUUAUCAAAUUCAAGAGCCAUCAGCUCUUGAAAUAGCUGCUGAACAAAUGAGGAUUUGGCCAACAAUCGAUUCAGAAAAACAAAAAGAACUUAUUGCAAGUGAAGAAAGCACUAUGUAUAGUCAAGCAAUUCAUUAUGCAAAUAGAAUGGUUUAUCUAUUAGUACCAUUAGAUAUAGGAGCAAAAACUCAUCGUCAAGAUAAUAUUUAUGAUGAUGAAAGAGCAAGUAAUAGUAUUACAAAUAGCGUAGCAAGUGAUAGUGGUGAUGCAGAAUCUGGUUUUGAAGAAACUGAUCCUGGAGAAACUGGUAGUGCUGUUAUUCGAAUGGUUUCACGAUUUGUAGAUCGUGUUUGUACUGAAGGAGGUGUAAGUGCAGAACAUGUAAGAUGCUUACAUCAAAUGGUUCCUGGUGUUGUUCAUAUGCAUAUUGAAACUCUUGAAGCUAUACAUAGAGAAAGCAAAAGAUUACCUCCAAUACAAAAGCCUAAAAUUUUGACACCUAAUAUGUUACCUGGUGAAGAAGUUAUUAUGGAUGGCUUACGCGUUUAUCUUUUGCCAGAUGGUAGAGAAGAAAGUUUUACUUCAGGAUUACCAAAGAUACCACCACUCUUGCCAGCAGAAGGAGCAAUUUUCCUUACUAACUAUAGAAUUGUAUUUAAAGGAAUACCUUGUGAUCCAUUUGCUUGUGAACAAUUAGUAGUUCGUGCUUUUCCUGUAACAUCUUUAACUAAAGAAAAACGAGUUGCUGUACAACAUUUAGCACAUCUAGAUCAAUGUUUACAAGAAGGUCUUCAAUUACGAUCAUGUACUUUUCAAUUGAUAAAAUUAGCUUUUGAUGAAGAAGUUACACCUGAGAAUAUUGAAACUUUACGAAAAUUAGUUCAUAAAGCUCGAUAUCCACCUCAUAUUUUUCAUCAUUUUGCUUUCAAUGGUCAAAUAUUAGUUACUCAAACUGCACAUCAUAAAGGGAAAGAAAAAAAUGCUACUCUUAAAGGAUUUGCUAAAAAAACACUUUUAAAGACUGCGCGUAAAGCAGGUUUUAAACCAAAACAAUCGUCAAAAAGACAAAAAUAUGUCUUACCAAAUAUGAACAUGAUCAGUAAUAAUAAGUAUAUGACAUCACCUGGUCGAAUGAGUUUACCAGUAACAGAUAAUAAUGAUUUAAGUCAUGAUGAUGAUCUUAGUGUAGAUGAUUUUGAAAUUCCUGGUAUUGUAACUCAACCACCAACUGAUGCUAAAACUUUAGAACGAUUAUCAGAACGUAGUUACGUUAGAGAUUGGUCUCGAUUAGGAUUAUAUUCAAAUGGGCCACACAAUAAUCGUAGAAAUGAACCUUUUCGAUUAUCUUCUGUGAAUUGUGCCUAUAUGAUUUGCAGAAGUUAUCCUGCACUUCUUAUAGUUCCUUCAUCAGUAUCAGAUGAAAGUAUUCGUAGAUUUUGUCGAUUAUAUAGACAUAAUAGAAUACCUGUUGUUACAUGGAGGCAUCCAAGAACAAAAGCACUCUUAAUUAGAGGUGCUGGUUAUUAUGGAAAAAGUGUCAUGGGCAUGUUGAAAGCUCAUCCAGCAUCUGCUGGUAACUUAAAAGCAACAUCUUCAGAAACUACAUCAUCUUUAGAGCAAGAAAAAUAUAUUAUGGCUCUUGUAGCUGCUACUCCUUUAUCUGCAUUAAGACAAGGUUCUGCUUGGGGAAUGUCUGAUAGUUCUCUUAGUAUUGAUUCUUUAUUGUUAGCUGCUGAGGAUCGUAAUGCUACACCCGAACAAUCACGACGAAAUCCAUUUAAUAAAGCUAUAGGGACAUUAAGUUCUUCAGGAGGCAAGGGACCUAAGAAUUUUGGUCGUUGGGGUUCAUUAAAAGAUAAAAGACAUAAUUCCCAAGCUUCUUUAACAUCAGUUCAUCAACGUGGAACUGUUAGACAUUCAGCUGAUUCGGACAGCGGCACAGAAUGCGUGCAUACUUUUCAACGUGCUGCAUUAUAUAUUCUAGGUGAAAAAGCUCAUAUGAAGGGUGUUAAGGCGGAAUCAGCACCAAAAACAGACUUUAUUCCAGUGGAAUAUUAUGAUGUAAGACAUACCAAAGCUGCAUUUAAAAAACUUAUGCGAGCAUGUGUUCCUAGCUCUCCAAAUAUAGAGCCUGACCAAAGUUUUUAUAAAUUAAUUGAAAGUUCAGAAUGGUUACAACAACUUCAAAAUUUAAUGCAAUUAGCCGGUGCUGUAAUAGAUUUAAUGGAUGUUCAAGGUUCAUCAGUAGCUGUUUGCUUAGAAGAAGGUUGGGAUACUACAGCAACAGUAUGUUCUGUUGCUCAAGUAUGUCUUGAUCCACAUUAUAGAACAAUUGAGGGUUUUCGAACUUUGAUCGAGAAAGAAUGGCUUGGAUUUGGGCACAGAUUUGGGCACAGAAGUAAUCUUGCAGCAAAUUCUCAAACGACAAAUUUUACUCCUACCUUUCUUCAAUUUCUCGAUAUAGUACAUCAAAUUCAAAAGCAGUUUCCAUUAGCAUUUGAAUUCAACGAAUAUUAUUUAAAAUUCUUAGCAUACCAUUCAGUUUCUUGUCGUUUUCGUACGUUUUUAUUGGAUUGCGAAUUUGAUAGAGUGGAAUGCGGCAUUACUGCUGUUGAAGAUAAGAGAGGAUCAUUAACAAGUCAUCAUAAAGGUGUAGAUACAGGUAGUGAUGAUGAAACAAUUUAUCCUGGAGGUAGAUUAGCAGGAACAAACACAGGGUGUAAUCUUGGUCAAAGUAUAUUUGAUUACAUCGAAAAACAACAUGCACGGUGUCCCUUAUUUUAUAAUUUCAUGUAUACUCCUAACACAGAAAAUAUGGUAUUAAGACCUGUUUCACAUUUGCCAAAUCUUGAUAUGUGGCAAUAUUAUUUAGAAGAAGAAUUAGCUCAUGGACCUGCAUAUGAUUUAGAAGUAUUACAACAAGAUUCUCAACAAGAAGAAGAAGCAGAAGCUGCUGAUGGUGUAGUUAAAAGUAAUCGUAAAGUAGUUACACAAGGAUAUGACGGUAUAAGUUCAAUGGUACCCGAUCAAUUUUCUCAUCUUUUAGAGGAAAUUCAUAGAUUAGAAACUGAAUUAGGCCAUUUACCACAGAAAUGGAAAGUUCUUUGGGACAAACUUGAACUGCCAAAUACGGAUUCACUUGCUAGACAUGCAUCAUUUAGCACUGCAUUAGUUAGAUAUCAUGGUCGAUUAAUUCAUAAACGUUCCACAUUAGAAUUACUUUUAAGAGGUAAACUUGCUAGUGGAAGUUCUUCUGGAAAUGAUGGUUCCGUUUAUGCACAUCCUCAUAGAUUUGAAAGAUUAGAUUCAGCAACUCCAACUCAUUGUGAUGCUUGUUCUGGUGUGUUAUGGGGACCUGUAAAAGCUGGUUUACGAUGUGUGGAUUGUGGUCAUGUGUGUCAUGAUAAGUGUGCUGAUGCAGUACCAAAAAAUUGUACAAAAUACAAGACAGUAACUGACAAUUUACAAACACAUACACUUACGCGAAGCGGUGGGGACAAUGGAAGCGUAAAUUCGAGUGUUACUACAAUACAAACCUCUUCACAACAAUAUUAUGAACAAUUCUCUAGUAAUGUUGCUGAAAAUAGAACUCAUGAAGGCUACCUUUAUAAACGAGGUGCUUUGCUUAAAGGUUGGAAACAGAGGUGGUUCGUAUUGGAUUCUAUCAAACAUCAAUUAAGAUAUUAUGAUGCCAUGGAAGAUUCUCAUUGUAAAGGAUAUAUAGAUUUAGCUGAAGUAGUAUCUGUGACUCCAGCUCAGCCAAUGCCAGGACCACCAAAGAAAACGGAUGAUAAAUCAUUCUUUGAUCUUCGUACAAACAGACGAACGUAUAACUUUUGUGCUGGUGAUGCAACAACUGCACAAGAAUGGAUUGAAAAAGUCCAAGCGUGCUUACAAUAGCUUGAUUAUAACUCUAAUUUAAAUUGUGCAAGUGACUGAUAGAUUAAAACAGAUUUUAAUUUUGUUACAUAAUAUUGUAUAGUCUAAUAGUACAUAUUAUAGACUGCAGUAAUUUGCUUUAAAUAUUUUAAAACCAACAAUUGUUGGAUUGAACAGUAUCAUAAAUUGAAUGUGAUGUAUUCAUAUCCUUGACAUAGCAUUAUUAUAUAAAUGUAUAUUGUAACUAUAUAUAAUUACGUUAAGUUUUAAUUAUUUCAGCUGGAAGAUAAAAGAUCAUAACAUACUCAAUUAAAUGUUAAA
This is a messenger RNA of Apis cerana (Asiatic honeybee), 6758 nucleotides long. RefSeq names its product SET domain binding factor (gene Sbf). The record is from RefSeq and is a predicted model, not a curated record. Gene Ontology annotation, molecular function: guanyl-nucleotide exchange factor activity. Gene Ontology annotation, cellular component: cytoplasm; membrane. Lineage: Eukaryota; Metazoa; Arthropoda; Insecta; Hymenoptera; Apidae.